Messenger RNA from Suillus subaureus, 360 nucleotides. RefSeq lists its product as uncharacterized. Lineage: Eukaryota; Fungi; Basidiomycota; Agaricomycetes; Boletales; Suillaceae. The annotation marks the transcript as partial. The record is from RefSeq and is a predicted model, not a curated record. The transcript is spliced from 3 exons.
UUUCUAGGAGUAUUACUAGACCAGGAACUUCGUUGGAAACCCCAAGUGAACAACACCAUUGUGAAAGGAACGGCAUAUGUAUUCCAACUUUGGAGGCUUGGCACCACAACCAAAGGGAUCCCACUACAACUUAUGCAUCAACUAUACCAAGCAGUAGUGGUUCCCAAAAUGUUAUAUGCCACCGAUCUAGUUCAGAGUGACUCCAAAGAUGACUCUGAGCCAGAACCAGGUGCCUUGUCUGCUGUAGCAUGCAAACUAUCCACUGUUCAACAUAUCGCAGCACUAGCAAUGACAGGAGCCAUGAGAAGCACUGCUACAGACAUAGUAGAAGCUCACACUAACCUUCUCCCAAUCCCCUUG